GCCCUUUCAACCGCCUCAGCUCUCGAGUUCUUCGCGACUGAGAAACCCCCCUCUCUCCCCUCUCCCUUCAUCGUCUUCAUCCUGCUCUUGCCUCGCGAGCCGCUCGAAUCGUUCGCGCGGCUCGCCGCAAAUCUGAUCUCCGAAUCGAAACUGCGUCCCACCCCCCCGAAAAAGGAGAUGGUGGAACUCCAGGAGCAACCCGCGUCCGUCCAAGACGCGGUCUACAAGCUGCAGCACUUCCUCUUCGAGGGCAUCGACAGCGAGGCCCAGCUCCUCGCGGCCGGUUCGAUCGUGUCGUGCCGCGACUACGAGGACGUGGCCGUCGAGAGGUCGAUCGCCAACCUCUGCGGCUACCCACUUUGCGCGAACCCCUUGCCCGCGGACCGCCCGCGGAAGGGGCGGUACAGGAUUUCGCUGAAGGAGCACAAGGUGUAUGAUUUGCACGAGACUUACAUGUAUUGUUCGUCGGGCUGCGUCGUCAAUAGCCGGGCUUUCGCGGGGAGCUUGCAACCGGAGAGGUGUGCGGUUUUGGACGUGCUGAAGAUGGAGGAGGUUUUGAGGGUAUUUGGGGAUAAGGGUUUGGCAUCCGAGGGGGAGGAGAGGGCGGAUAAAGUCGGGGAAUUGGGGAUGUCUGAGUUGAAGAUACAAGAGAAUGAAGAGAAUAAGGCGGGGGAAGUGAACUUGGAAGAGUGGAUUGGUCCUACGGAUGCGAUUGAAGGUUAUGUUCCUCGGAGAAGAGAUGAUAUGGCCGCCGCAGCGUCUUCGCGUGCAAAGAAGGAAAGUAGACAAGGGUCCAAAUCCAGAAACUCUAAGCCAAGUAAAAAAGAGCUAAUAAUUAAUGACAUGGACUUCACAAGUACUAUAAUCACUCAAGAUGAAUAUAGCAUUUCAAAGUUGCCUGUGAAUUCAGUGGAGGAAGUUUCUGCCGCAACAAUGAAAGAAUCAAAAGGGGAAAAAGUACAUGGCAAUGAUACACAGAGUUGUCGUACUGUAAUUGAGACUUCAUCUGCAAAGCCGAGAACUUCCAAGAUAAGCCAAAGUGAAUUGAAAGGGAAGAGCUACGACAUCACAGAAGAUGAAUACGGUUCUCAAAAAGUUCCUUCCCCUUCAGAAGUUUGUCAAAGUGGAUCCCUAAGUCGUGUUACAGGAGCAGAAGGAGCAGUUAAUGAUGGUAUAUCAGAUGGAAGAUCAACAGAAACCAAGCUGAAGCCCUCGCUUAAGUCUACAGGCGCAAAGAAAGUUAAUCGUUCUGUUACAUGGGCUGAUGAGAAAGCUAGUGCAACCGAUGGGGGAAAUCUUUGCGAGACUAGAGAAAUGGUGGACAAAAAGGAACCUCUUCCAACAUCUGGCAUUGAAACUGUGCAAGAUGAUGAAAAUCUGCUGCGCUUUUCAUCAGCUGAAGCCUGUGCAAUGGCCUUGAGUCGGGCUGCUGAGGCUGCUGCAUCUGGAGAAUCUGAUGUCUUUGAUUCUGCUGGAUUGAUUUUAUUGCCACAUCCACAUGAUGUGGAUGGAAAAGAACCUAUCGAGGACACUGAUCCACUGGAAGUAGACCCAGUCUCCGUAAAGUGGCCAAAGAAACCUGGGAUUCCGACCGCUGAUUUAUUUGAUGCUGAUGACUCAUAUUAUGAUGCCCCGCCAGAUGGAUUUAGUUUGACUUUGUCUCCUUUCGCAACCAUGUGGGGUGCCCUUUUUGCAUGGAUAACAUCAUCUACUUUGGCUUAUAUAUAUGGCAAAGAUGAAAGCUUUCAUGAAGAAUACAUGUCAGUUAAUGGCAGAGAGUACCCACUAAAGAUUAUACUGCCUGAUGGCCGCUCUACUGAAAUUAAGCAAACUCUCGCUGGUUGUCUUUCUCGAGCUUUACCUGGAGUGGUUUCUGAUCUCAGGCUGCCAACGCCAGUAUCCACCCUCGAGCAAGGAUUGGGUCGUUUGUUGGAUACAAUGUCAUUUAUGGAUUCUAUUCCUGCAUUGCGUACAAAGCAGUGGCAAGUGAUUGUUCUUCUCUUUAUUGAUGCUCUCUCCGUUUGUCGAGUUCCUGUGCUGACUGCACACAUGACCAAUAGGCAUCCCUCGCUGCAGAAGGUGCUGCAGGGCGCCCGAAUGAGCGUGGAAGAGUACGAGAUCAUGAAGGAUCUUUUAAUACCUCUGGGCAGAGCACCUCAGUUCUCGGCACAGUGUGGAGCUUAGUGGUGCAGAACUGGUCAACUGCAAUUUUGAUGCACAACCUUAUUCUGUCUUGUGGAACGAGAUCUUACUUAUGCUGAAAGCAGUUAAACUCGGAUGCGGAAGUAUGAAAACCGAAGACUCGAGUAACUUUUGUAGGAACUUAGAAGGUACUUGUGGAUAUUGGACUUGGGAGUGGCUAAAUUGCAUUCUUUGAAAACUUGUACAUGCAUUUAACCUUCUACUGAUUCUGCAAGCAACUGGAUUAUUUUCUUCUAAA
This is a messenger RNA of Rhodamnia argentea, 2440 nucleotides long. Its product is annotated as putative RNA polymerase II subunit B1 CTD phosphatase RPAP2 homolog. NCBI's taxonomy places the organism in Eukaryota, Viridiplantae, Streptophyta, Magnoliopsida, Myrtales, Myrtaceae. Gene Ontology annotation, cellular component: cytoplasm; nucleus. Gene Ontology annotation, molecular function: RNA polymerase II CTD heptapeptide repeat phosphatase activity; RNA polymerase core enzyme binding. The record is from RefSeq and is a predicted model, not a curated record. The transcript has 6 exons. Bases 178 to 2184 code for a protein of 668 amino acids.